UGUCUUUAGAAAAAACUGAGAAAAAGAAGAUAUAAAAGCGAAAACUUUUGAUACAAAAAGACACUUGAAUUUAUCCAUCAACUGAACCGUCGUACAAACAAAGAUGCGUUUCUCAAUUGUUCUUGCUAUUUGCUUCUUAGGUGUUGCUUCUGCAUCUACCUUGGUCAAACGAAACUUCUUCGAUGACUUACAAAACAAGUCUCAAGAUGCUUUGGAAAACUUGAAAAACUUUGGACAAGACUUCAACCAAAAGGUUCAAGAUGCUCUCAAGAACUUAUUAGGAAACCACAACUCAACUGAACACACCAUUGCCAAACGAGCUCCAAACCCACUCCAACUCAUCAACGAUAUCAAGGAUCCCGCUGCAUUCGUUCAAGAUAUUAUCAGAGAUUUUAUCAAAGUAGUUACUGAAACAGCUCUCCAAGGUCGACGAAAGCGAGAUCUCGCUGAAGACCUCAAGAAAUUGGCUGAUGCUGGUAAAGAAAAGACCCAAGAAGCCCUUAAGCAACUCAUGGAUCUUUUGAGCUCAUUCAACCACGGAACCCAACAAGACACCACUAAAGCCGCUAUCACUAAGCGAGCCCCCAACCCACUCCAACUGAUCGCCGAUAUCAAGGACCCCGUUGCAUUCGCUCAAGAUCUUAUCAAAAUUCUUGCUGAAAUGGCUCUCAAAGGUCGACGAAAGCGAGAUCUUGCUGAAGACCUCAAGAAAUUAGCUGAUGCUGGUAAAGAAAAGGCCCAAGAAGCCCUUAAGCAACUCAUGGAUCUUUUGAACUCAUUCAACCACGGACAAGCCACCACUGAAGCCGCUAUUACCAAGCGAGCCCUCAACCCACUCCAACUCAUCAACGAUAUCAAGGAUCCCGCUGCAUUCGCUCAAGAUCUCAUCAGAGAUUUUAUCAAAGUUCUUGAAACCGCUAUAAAAGGUUGAUGAAAGCGAGACCUUAAUCCAAGCCUCAAGAAUAAGUAAUCUAUGUAUAAGAUUAUUUGUUAGCUGAAUAAAUACUUUUAAACUAAA
Panonychus citri (citrus red mite) is the source of this 1018-nucleotide messenger RNA. RefSeq lists its product as uncharacterized. Lineage: Eukaryota; Metazoa; Arthropoda; Arachnida; Trombidiformes; Tetranychidae. The record is from RefSeq and is a predicted model, not a curated record. The transcript has 8 exons. Bases 104 to 931 code for a protein of 275 amino acids.